Wallemia ichthyophaga EXF-994 is the source of this 1356-nucleotide messenger RNA. RefSeq names its product Ubiquitin fusion degradation protein 1. Lineage: Eukaryota; Fungi; Basidiomycota; Wallemiomycetes; Wallemiales; Wallemiaceae. The record is from RefSeq and is a predicted model, not a curated record. Bases 1 to 1356 code for a protein of 451 amino acids. The transcript is spliced from 6 exons. Gene Ontology annotation, molecular function: polyubiquitin modification-dependent protein binding. Gene Ontology annotation, cellular component: VCP-NPL4-UFD1 AAA ATPase complex.
AUGGUGAGUCGCGUGUACAGUGACAGCGACGACUCGGUCCACAGCGCAGAGGAUCUCUACAACGAUGACGAGUUCGAUGACGACGACGAUCCUGUUCCACAGCCACAACCACAGUCCCAGCCACGCUCUGCUUUCAGCAGAUUCAAUGAUGUCUUUGGUGGCUUCAACGAGCUCGGCGGUCUCGGCGGCUUCGCUGGCUUUGGUGGCCACGCUUUUGGCAGACCUCCAGCAUCUGCGUUUACUCAGCACUACAAGGCCUUCUCUGUGGCAAUGAUGGGUGGUAAUGAGCGUCCAAACCUACAAUACGGUGGAAAGAUCAUUAUGCCUCCUUCUGCUCUGGCGCGCCUGACAGACCUCGAAAUAGAGUCACCGUGGACAUUCGAACUCAGUCCAGCCAGAAACCCAUCAAAGAAGACCCACGCGGGUGUGCUAGAGUUUAUCGCUGAGGAGGGCAACGUUCAUUUGCCAGCCUGGAUGAUGAAGCAACUCGAGCUCGACGAAGGCAGUCCACUUAAGAUCUCCGGUGCAGCGCUGCCGAAAGGAAAAUUCACAAAGCUGCAAGCGCAGACGACAGACUUCCUUGAAAUCUCAGACCACAAAACAGUGCUUGAACGCGCACUGAGAAACUUUUCCACAUUGAGCAAGGGUGAUUACAUAGAAAUACUACACAACUGCAUCACAUUCGAAUUGCUUGUGAUGGAGAUCGAUCCAGAGUCUGACAGCCAGAGUAUAUUCAUCAUCGAUACAGACUUAGAGGUAGACUUUGCACCUCCGAAAGGAUACGUAGAGCCAGCACCUAAGGCACGGGAGCCACAGCCAACGAUGGCAUCCAAGAUGAAGAUAGAUACACGCGCUCAAGAGGACUCACCAUUGAGCAGCCGGCCAAACUCUACAGCGCCGGAGGUAUUCAAGGGAAGUGGACAGACUCUCGGUGGACGCAAAACGAAGGGCAAGGGAUUGGCCAAGCCAAUUGAAAAGGUCGACGAUUCGAGCAAAAUAUCGAGAACAGAUAAGCAGAGACACGUCACAGCCGACACGCUCGAAGAUGGCCAGAAAGUGCCAGCUCCUCUCAAUCUCCCAUUCGGCAAGUUGUUCUUUGGGUUUGAGUAUGUACCCAUCGGUGGACACAAGGAGGACAGCAAGCCUCCAGAGCCAUAUGGUGGGGGCACGGGAGCGACACUCUCAGGAAGAAGCGUGGAUAUCCCACCUGUGGCACCAGCACCGCAGCCCCAGCACAACGACGCGAAUAAGCAUGACAAUGAGUCUAAAGAAGACAACAGCGAUCCAUGGGCCAAGCUCGGCGCUGGAAACUCAUUGUCACAAAGACGCGACGUUAUCGACAUUGACUCUGACUAA